AUGUCGGUGAACGUGUACAUUGGCCUGGCCAAGUACCGUAUCCUCAAAUUCCAAGACCAGUCCUCGGUGUCGGCACCCCUGGGGUCAGUCCCCAUGGACCUGCGUGUGACGGAGCGUGUGAUGCGGCCGGGUUCGGACACAGCCCUGCUGACGCCCCUGCACCCCCCGCUGCUCCUCAGCCCCUUCUCCCCCCAGCCCUGCACCCCUUUCUCGCAGCAGCAGCUGCACCAGCACAUACGGUUCAACAUGGAACAACGGAGACGUGAGCAGGAGCAGGAGAAACAGCAAGAGCUGCAGCAGCUGUGGCACAAGGACAAGAGCCAACAGAGUGCCGUGGCCAGUUCCCUGGUGAAGCAGAAGCUCCAGGAGGUGAUUCUGAAGAAGCAGAAACAACAAGCCCUGGGAAGAACCAGCUCCAACCCUCUCAGUGGUCCCCCUGUGGGCUACAGGGAGCUGGUUCCAGACCCCAGUGGGCCGCCCCAGCCUCUAGUGUCCUCCCCCGCACAGGCCUCAGAGCCCAACCUGAAGGUGAAACACAAGCUGAAGAAACACCUGAACACUCGUAAGAGUCCUCUGACACGCAAGGAGAGUGCCCCGUCCCCCAUCAAACACCGGGUGCCCGACACUCUGGACUCGUCCCCCAGCAGCAGUAGCACACCAGUGUCUGGCUGCAGCUCGCCUAACGACAGUCUACCCAAUGAGAACGGAGUGCUGCAAUCUGUUGGCGGGCUGUCCCAUGAGGUUAUUAUCCGAUUGGCCCAGAGACUGCUGCUCCAGGAUGGGUCUCUAGCCCAUUUCACCAUCCAGAGUUCCUCUGUCCUACCCACCAUCACCCUGGGCCUGCCAGCCAACGCCAGGAGUGAUGGAGACUUGUCCCGUCUGAAGGUGGGCCGGGUGCCUAUGGUGGCGGGAGGCCAGUCUGUCUACCUUCCUCUGGGGACGGAGAAGCAGAGUGGGUCGCUGUCCCCUCACUUCCAGCCUGUCCUCAUCCUGGAGCCCUCCGGACUGGUGCACGCCCCAAUGCUCGCUGUUCCAGGCCUGGGCCCUGUUCCUCUGCAGUUUUCCCCCCAGACGGAUCAUCUGGCCCCAGAAGGGGGCCCUCACAAGCCUCUGAGCCGGACUCGCUCAGAGCCCCUGCCGCAGAGCCCCAGAUCCCUUCACCCCCAUCUGCUGCAGCAGCACCACAACAGCCAACUAUUGGAGAGACUUAAACAGCAGACACAUCUGGGAAAGCUGAUGUCUAAGACCAGUGAGAAGCCUCGUCUCAAACAGAUCCCCUCAGAAGACAUGGACUCUGAGGAGGUGGGGCCAGCGCCCAGCGACAUCUAUCAGGGCAGAGCAAGGGCGGAGUCACUGAGGGAGGCGGAGCUCGUGUCUGCGGCAGACAGCCGGGGAGGACAGAUCAACCUGCAACACACACUCAUACUCAACCAGUCGUUGCUAUGGGAGAAACAGAAACAGCUGCAGCAGCUGCGUCGCCAGACAGCCCACAUGGAGACACUGGCGGUACCCAUUAUGCUUGGCGGUGCCCACCGCCCCCUCUCCCGUACCCAGUCCUCGCCAGCCUCCACAUCCCUCACGUUGCCAGACAUACCCCUACCCCUGUCCACCCCAGAACCACAGAGCAAACCACGCUUCACCACCGGUCUGGUUUAUGACUCUCAGAUGCUGAAGCACCAGUGCACAUGUGGUGACAACAGCAGCCACCCAGAGCAUGCUGGGAGGAUCCAGAGUAUCUGGUCACGUCUCCAGGAGAGAGGUCUCAGGGGCCAGUGUGAGACUCAUCGAGGUGGGAAGGCACUCUGGAGGGAGCUGCAGUCGGUCCAUUCAGAGCGUCAUGUCCUUCUGUACGGCACAAACCCUCUCAACGCGCUCAACUGGACAACCGCAAGCUGGCCGGUGGAUAAUGACACAAUCUGGAACGAGUCUCAUACAUCCACGGCAUCGCGCAUGGCUGCAGGCAGCGUCACAGAGCUGGCCUUCAGAGUGGCCAAACGAGAACUCAAGAAUGGCUUUGCAGUGGUGAGACCUCCAGGCCACCAUGCUGACCCCUCCAACCCAAUGCUAACCACAGCGGGCUCUGCUGAGCUUUGCAGUGUCAGCAGCCUGUCUGACGAUGGAUAUUUAUGGGCUGAUAGUGAAGCUGGGAAGGAGAAGAACAGCGAAGAUUUAUGCCUCUUCUCUACUCUCCUACGAUUAGAUGUUCACCAUGGUAAUGGGACCCAGGAAGUGUUUUACAAUGAUCCCAGUGUGCUGUAUAUCUCACUGCAUCGCUAUGACGACGGCAACUUCUUCCCUGGCAGCGGCGGGCCGGCUGAGGUGGGAUCUGGUGCUGGAGAGGGCUUCAAUGUCAAUGUGGCCUGGACUGGAGGUCUGGACCCCCCUAUGAGUGAUGCUGAGUACAUCACUGCUUUUAGGACGGUGGUGAUGCCCAUAGCUCAGGAGUUCUCCCCUGACGUGGUCCUGGUCUCCUCGGGGUUCGAUGCAGCAGAGGGACACCCUGCACCUCUAGGGGGUUACAAGGUCACCGCCAAAUGUUUUGGGUUCCUUACCCGGCAGCUGAUGGGUCUAGCUGGAGGCCGGGUGAUCAUGGCUCUGGAGGGAGGUCACGACCUCACGGCCAUCUGUGACGCCUCUGAGGCCUGCGUCAGUGCUCUGCUGGGUAUUGAGGAGCCUCUGUCGGAGGAGGUGCUGCUGCAGAAGCCCAAUGCUAACAGUGUUCACUCGCUACUGAGAGUCAUACAGAUACAUGGUCAGUAUUGGCAGUCCCUGAAGCUGUUCAGUAGCUCUGUGGGACUGUCCUACCUGGGUGCUCAGAGGAGAGACUGUGAGGAGACUGAUGCUGUCAAUGCUCUGGCCUCUCUGUCUGUGGGGGUCCUGACCAGUAGGAGCCACCCAGACGAGCCUAUGGAGCAAGAUGAGGACUCCAUGUAG
Messenger RNA from Salvelinus sp. IW2-2015, 2934 nucleotides. NCBI's taxonomy places the organism in Eukaryota, Metazoa, Chordata, Actinopteri, Salmoniformes, Salmonidae. The record is from RefSeq and is a predicted model, not a curated record.